AUGGCGAGAGUGCCACUUAUUUGUUUUGACGUAGUUGAGUGGUAUCUCCCCCAUCGUGUCCUCCGACAGUUUGGUCGGGUGCAGUCCGUGCCGGAUCGGUUCGACACUAAGUGGCAGUUGCAUGUCACUGAUAGGCGUGGCCGAGCUGGCACUGACUGGCGUCUGUUUUUUAUGCGAUAUAUACAGUUGUGGGAUGCCCGCCGGGACAGUAUUGUACAGGCUGACUACAGCGAUGAGGUGAUCCCCUCUUCCGACCCCUAUAUGUUGUGGUAUCGGCGACAUACACACCAACUAAUCGGGAAUUCGAGCCACGUGUCUGAGUCUGGAUAUCAGGGAGUUAGGCCUUAUCUUGAGGCAUUGGUGGCUAGAGCUAGGAGGUCGUAUCAUUUGGCUGAGGACGCCCAUUUCAGACGUGAUGGGCAGCAUGCCUUGCAGGCCGUUACAGAGAUCCGAGAGUUAUUGUACCAGGCAUUCCAGGUUGCCCAUCGGGGAGAUCGUCUGCAUUACGGCCACUACGGUGUACACAGUUCAGCAGCUGUUCCAGACACAUCAGCACCGUCCACGUCAGCGCCUUCCACUUCAGCGCCUGCCACAUCAGCUCCUUCGACUUCAGUCACCCCACCACAUACUACCCCAUACAUAUCUGGCAUACCUUAUAUGCCUGACCUUGAUUGGACACCGCCCCGAUACAUGCAUGACGUUGUUACCCCACCCACCCAGUUACCACCACCAGACAGUUCGACCGCGAUCAUGAGUACACAUGAUGCAGUUCUCACAUUUCAGAAUUCAUCUAAGUCACAUCAAUACGACCACAUGGCAAUAGUGUUGAUAAACAAUUAUGUAAUGGACUGAAGGAGUAAAGUGUAAUUUACCGAAUAUAAAAAGAAGUAGAAAAUGCAAAGAGGAGAAAAUGGGAUGACUGUGAAGUUCAUUAAGUAAAAAUAAGAUAAAAUAUAGGCUGCAAAGUUCCAAUCGUGUUUACAUAUCAGGUGA
Messenger RNA from Camellia sinensis, 993 nucleotides. The record is from RefSeq and is a predicted model, not a curated record. Lineage: Eukaryota; Viridiplantae; Streptophyta; Magnoliopsida; Ericales; Theaceae.